Dreissena polymorpha is the source of this 1643-nucleotide messenger RNA. RefSeq names its product procathepsin L-like. The transcript has 8 exons. The coding region runs from base 152 to 1006 and encodes 284 amino acids. Gene Ontology annotation, cellular component: lysosome. Lineage: Eukaryota; Metazoa; Mollusca; Bivalvia; Myida; Dreissenidae. The record is from RefSeq and is a predicted model, not a curated record. Gene Ontology annotation, molecular function: cysteine-type endopeptidase activity.
GGUUCUUUACAAUGUAGAAGUAUAUUUUCCGCCCUGUUGUUAUAAUAAUUAUCCGGGUAUCUAAGCGGCAGUACAUAUGCAUGCGUUUCUCUCAUUUACAUAAGAAUCUUGGAGAUUUUUCAAGUUUGGUUACAUUUAACCUCAAACGAAGAUGGUCCUGCAAGUGGUCACCCACUCGCUGUUAGUGAUGGUGGUGUUUUCGACUGUGGCGUCAUAUGAUGGCGUCAUUCAGAUUGGUGUAUACAACAUGAGCCUCCCGACCGACGAAUUGUUUCAACUGUUCAAAGAGACACAUGAACGGAAAUAUAAACAUGUUACUGAGGAAAAUAAAAGACGUCAGAUCUUUGCUGACAACGUUAGAUACAUCCACAAACACAACGCACAAUAUGCAAGCGGAGAGUCGACGUACUAUCUCGGGAUCAACCAGUUUACAGACAUGACAUAUAAAGAAUUUGCUGUCAAAUUUGCCAAUCUUCGAGAUGAGCAUAUCUUGACCGGAAAUGCAUCCAUCUUUUUUCACCCGGAAAAUUACAAAGCGCCUUCUUCGGUGGACUGGAGACAGAAAGGAUACGUGACACUAGUCAAGAACCAAGGCGAGUGCGGGUCAUGUUGGUCAUUUAGUGUGACUGGAACCAUCGAAGGACAGAAUUUCCGAAAAACUGGACAACUGGUGUCACUGAGUGAGCAGCAACUAAUUGACUGCUCAAGAAACUAUGGUAACCAAGGAUGUGAUGGCGGGUAUUUGAAAGAAACUCUUCAGUACGUCACUGACGCAGGAGGUAUUGAAGGCGAGGCGGAUUACAGCUACAAGGGAAAGGAUGUCUAUCCGUGUUCGUUCAGCGCUGGCAAAGUUCGAGCCACUAUUCGUGGUUACUCCAGCGUCCCCGAUGGUGAAAAGAACUUGGAAACCUCCACUGCUACUGUUGGACCUAUAGCAGUUGCCAUCGAAAUCAAUCAAAACUUCAUCAGUUACACGGGCGGUGUCUUCUAUGACGCGGAUUGCUAAAAAACUUCCAUAGGAGGUCACGCCGUUCUCGUGGUGGGCUAUGGAUCAAGUCCCUCCAACUACUGGCUCGUGAAAAACUCAUGGGGCAUCACGUGGGGUGAGGCGGGCUACAUAAGGAUGGCAAAAGAUAGAAACAACAUGUGCGGCAUUGCUUCGCGAGCCGUGUUUCCACGAGUGUGAAGCUUUUAGCCAAUUGCAAUAAGACACUUAGCAUCCGCAUUUCAUUUAUCAACAUGUAUGAAACACCAGUUAUACACUUUAAUGAGACGUAAUAUGAUAUUGUUUUUUAUAUGUAUUUAUUGAAAUGAAUUAAGAAUGCAAACUAGCAUACCAUUGUUUUCCACUAUUAAAAUCCUUACCUAUGAAAUUCUCUUGAUCCUCUCAAUGCAUAUAGGUAAAAUAAUUAUUGGUUGUAAGUAUUUGAACUGUAUACCAAACCAGUGAUAGCUUGAAAUAAUGUUCUAUGAAAUGCAACAUCACGAGUCAUCAGAGGUGCAUCACCUCCAAAAUUUUACCCGACUUCUCAUCUCAGCGAUUAUUUUAAUUAUCUUAAGGACAAUUUCAUAGCAUCUUUAUUGAUAUUGGACUUUCACGAUUGGUAAAAUUACUUUUUCUUGAUAAUUGAUUAUGUCAACUA